AUGGAAGAGAAGUUUAAAGUGGGAUUCAGUAAAAUUCGCCGAAAAAGUACCAGCCAUACGAGCUCAUCGCGAAGUUCCUCGUCGUCAUCAUGCAGCGAUAAUUCAUUUGCUGUGACGGAGGAGUGCUUGCACCACGACGUGGAUACCGCUCAGAUCAUUGAUAUGGCUGAAAUUGCCAAAAAACGCCGGCAGGGAAGAAGCAAAUCAGUGGACUUCAUCCGGAAGAUCCAUUGCCCGUCAACAGAUGGCACCAUUGACUUUACCUUCAAAACUAAAUUGGAUGCUCGAAGCUUCCAAGACCUGCCAACUACGACUUUAUGUUCAACGGAACUUUAA
Molecule: messenger RNA, 336 nt
Organism: Porites evermanni
Lineage: Eukaryota; Metazoa; Cnidaria; Anthozoa; Scleractinia; Poritidae
Source: the annotation of a GenBank genome assembly